Messenger RNA from Dicentrarchus labrax (European seabass), 5432 nucleotides. RefSeq names its product large tumor suppressor kinase 1 (gene lats1). Gene Ontology annotation, biological process: positive regulation of apoptotic process; regulation of organ growth; peptidyl-serine phosphorylation. The transcript has 8 exons. Bases 325 to 3639 code for a protein of 1104 amino acids. Gene Ontology annotation, molecular function: protein serine/threonine kinase activity; ATP binding. NCBI's taxonomy places the organism in Eukaryota, Metazoa, Chordata, Actinopteri, Moronidae. The record is from RefSeq and is a predicted model, not a curated record.
GUGUGUAGCUUGUUGCUGUUGUACUUGUCAUUCAGACAUCCCAGGAAUUCAACACGACUAGGAACAAGCCAGCUCGGCACAGCAAGGACAUUUUUACGUUAAAACCACGUCCCUGUCGCCGAGAACGGUAAAAGGAAAUAUCGUCUGUUUUCAAAAUAAGAAAAGUGUCGAGGAAAGCGGCAGCAACAGACGCUGGUUUUGUACAUUUCUGUCAGCAGCAUGCAGAUGUGAGGGCAGACACCAGAGACCCCUGCGACCCUUUACUGCAACCCUGGACUGAGUGACAUCCUCUUCAUUCCCCUUUGUCAUCAUACAUGCUCUUACAUGAAGAGAGGGGAGAAACCCGAAGGAUACAGACAGAUGAGACCCAAAACUUUCCCCACCAGUAACUACAGUGGCAACAGCCAACAAAUGCUGCAGGAAAUACGGAAUAGCCUGCGCAACCUGUCCAAACCCUCUGACCCGCCUAAAGUGGACAUUGGUGGAGCAGGAAAAAUGCUUUUAGAGGACCCAAGGCAACAGGGUCGCUGCAGCAACCCCAAAAACCCCCACCAUAAGGCCUUACAGGAGAUCCGUAAAUCCCUGAUGCCUUUUGCCAAUGGGCCCAGCACUUCAGGCCCCGAGGUGAACAAGCACAUGUCUGUGGAAGUCCCGUUUGCUGGGUUUGAGGAGCAGAGCAACAGUCGCAGUAUGGGGGCAGUUAUAGACUACAUGGGUAAGGUGAGCUACCAGGAGUUGAUGAGGGAACAGAUGGCUGUUGCCAACCCCAACACUACAGGUCUGAAAGCCCCAGGAGCUCCUCAUAUCCCGCAGGCUGUGCUGAGGAGGCCAAGCUGGAAAGGUUCUAAGGAAUCUUUAGCUCCUCGACACGGUCCUCUGAUGGUGGAUGGAAUGAUGUACCGCUCAGACAGCCCCGGACCACCUCCUGCCUUCCCACAGGGUCACCCUGCUAACAGCCAGAGAGUCAACCCUCCACUGCCGCCACAGGUGCGCAGUGUCACACCUCCACCAAACCGCGGUGCCAUGCCUCCUGCACCGUCCUGGGACAGCAACCCAUCAACCAAGCGUUACUCUGGCAACAUGGAUUACCUUGUGCCUCGCAUCUCUCCAGUACCCCAGGGGCCCUGGCCUGAUGGGUACCAAGCUGCACCACCCCAGAAUCAGCGUGGGAUCAGCCCAGUGCCUAUGGGCCACCAACCCAUCAUAAUGCAAAACUCUGGGGGGAAUAAGUUCACCUUCCCCUCCAUCUGGUCUCAGAGUGGCUCCCCUCAGUCAGACUACAUGGCGGGGGGCAGUAGACAGCCUCCUCCCCCAUACCCGGUCAACCAGAGCAGCCGGCACAGUCCCACUGACCAGCAGAUGCAGACAGGAGGACCUGCGUCAUCUCCUUCUUACGUCAACGGAGGAAACAUCCCUCAGUCCAUGAUGGUUCCCAACCGGAAUAGUCACAACCUUGACAUGUACAACAUAGGUCCUCCUCAGUCCUGGUCCCAGGCUCCUCUGGCCUCCAACCAGCCCCAGUCUUCCUCUGGAAACAGCAGCAAUCAGGACCUGUCCCCGUCAUGGCAGCACAACAUUCCAGUUCGCUCUAAUUCCUUCAACAACCACCAGCUGAACGGCAGACCGGCCCACCCAGCCAGCUCCCAGCCCUCUGCCACCACAGUCACUGCCAUUACCCAGGCUCCCGUCCUGCAGCCAGUCAACAGCAUGCGUGUCCAGAAACCUGAGUUACACACCGCUGUCGCUCCCACACACCCUCCAUGGAUGCAGCAGGCUCCACCACCUCCAGCUGCACCUGCUUAUCAAGAACCCUCAGCCCCUGUACCUCAGAUCCCUGUCAUAGCAGAAGUUCCCAGCUACCAGGGCCCCCCUCCGCCUUAUCCUAAGCAUCUCCUCCAGCAGCAGGCCGCACCCUGCCCUCCUGCCUACGAUCCAGGGGCCAAUAAGCUCGGCACGGGCAGAGAGGAGCCUGCUGAAGAGGAGAGCAGUGGCGGUGACAGUUCCCGAGACAAGACGACAGAAACACCCGAAAGCACCGCGGCGACAGAGAAAGAGAAGAAGCAAAUCACAACAUCGCCUGUUCCUGUCCGCCGGAACAAGAGAGACGAAGAGCGGCGAGGGGAGUCAGGAAGAGUCGCUCUGUACUCCCCCCAGGCCUUCAAGUUCUUCAUGGAGCAACACGUGGAGAACAUUCUAAAGAACCAUCAGAUGAGGAUUCGGAGGAGGAAGCAGCUGGAAAGUGAGAUGCAAAGGGUGGGUUUGUCUUCAGAAGCUCAGGAGCAGAUGCGUAUGAUGCUCUGCCAGAAAGAGUCCAACUACAUCCGCCUGAAGCGGGCCAAGAUGGAUAAAUCCAUGUUCAAACGCAUCAAGACCCUCGGCAUCGGAGCCUUCGGUGAGGUGUGCUUGGCCAGAAAGGAAGACACAGGAGCGCUGUACGCCAUGAAAACGCUCCGUAAGAAGGACGUGCUGCUAAGAAACCAAGUGGCCCACGUCAAGGCUGAGAGGGACAUCCUGGCUGAGGCCGACAAUGAGUGGGUGGUGCGUCUCUACUACUCUUUCCAAGACAAGGACAACCUGUACUUUGUCAUGGAGUACAUCCCUGGAGGGGACAUGAUGAGCCUUCUCAUCCGGCUCGGCAUCUUCAAAGAAGAGCUGGCCCAGUUCUACAUUGCGGAGCUCACCUGUGCUGUGGAGAGCGUCCACAAGAUGGGUUUCAUCCACCGAGACAUCAAGCCUGAUAACAUCCUGAUAGACCGAGACGGACACAUAAAGCUGACCGACUUCGGCCUUUGCACCGGCUUCCGCUGGACACAUGACUCCAAGUAUUACCAGAGUGGUGACCAUGUGAGGCAGGACAGCAUGGACUUUAGUAAGGAAUGGGAAGACCCAGCCAACUGCCGCUGUACGGACCGUCUGAAGCCUCUGGAGAGGAGGAAGGCCCGGCAGCACCAGCGCUGUUUGGCACAUUCACUGGUGGGGACGCCCAACUACAUAGCCCCAGAAGUACUGCUCCGAACAGGUUACACCCAGCUCUGUGAUUGGUGGAGCGUUGGUGUGAUCUUGUAUGAAAUGGUUGUUGGGCAGCCUCCUUUCUUAGCGACCACACCCCUGGAGACACAGCUGAAGGUGAUAAACUGGAAGAGCAUGCUGCACAUUCCCCCGCAAGCCAAGCUCAGCCCCGAGGCGUCAGAUCUCAUAGUGAAAUUGUGCCGCGGCCCUGAAGACCGCCUCGGCAAGAACGGAGCGGACGAAAUAAAAGCUCAUCCUUUCUUCAAGACCAUCGACUUCUCGAGCGACCAGCGGCAGCAGGUGGCGCCCUACAUCCCCACCAUCGCCCACUCCACGGACACCUCCAACUUCGACCCCGUGGACCCAGAUAAACUGUGGAGCAGCGACAGCGACGGCAAGGACAACCUCAACGACACACUCAACUGCUGGUUCCGCAACGGCAAACACCCCGAGCACGCCUUUUACGAGUUCACCUUCCGCCGCUUCUUCGACGACAACGGCCACCCGUACAGCUGCCCCAAACCCAUCGAGUACGAGAGUUAUAACGGGGACGAGGCGGACUCAGAGAACCCGACGCAGGAGGCGGCCAGUAGCUCAGCGAGUCAGGGCCGAGACCUGGUCUACGUGUAGCGUGAGGCCAGUUGAGCCGCUUGUACAUAACGUGUGUGUGUGUGUGUGUGUGUGUGUGUGUGUGUGUGUGUGUGUGUGUGUGUGUGUGUGUGUGUGUGUGAAGGGGAUUGCGACGGUACAGCAUUUAAAUCCUCGAACAUAGGAACGUGUGUUUGUAGGAGCAGUCAGAACACUGCAGCACACAGUCACACUAACAGACUUUGAUUUAUGAACCAGAUGUUCACACUACAAGUUACAGAUGUUUUUUGGCAUUCUGGGGAGAAAACACACUUAUUCGCUUUCUUGACAGGAAGGUUGAUGUGACUCUGGUUAGCUACAGCUAGCUCAUCCAUGUCCAAAGGUAACAACCUGCCUAUUAGUACCUUUAAUGCUCAGUAAUUAACAAGUAAUUGCUGGCUGCCUGGCAACCUCACGCUGAUGAUGACACACCUCAAUCAAGAAAUAGUCGAGAUCAUAGCGCCUCAUUAAUUAUUGUACGGAUACAACAUGUUAAUCAGUGAGCUUUAGAGGUGCUGGCAGCUGGAUUUUGUUACCUACAGACCUGAGAGAGCAGUAUCCUCGAACUCUCUGCAAGAAAGCAAAUGAGAUGUUAGUUUUUUUUUCUCAAUGUGGAACUAUUCCUUUAACGUUUGCUGCCUGAAAGAACAGAAAGCAGAAAACAAAAUCAGGGUGCUCUCUUUGACGACUUAUCGCAAACCCCCUUAAAGCCUUAACUUAUUUAAGAAAAUUGUAACUGGUGAUGAUAGUGUAGAUGCUGUUUGAGUGUGGGAAUUUUGUUGGAAUUACAUUUAUUGGUAAAAAAAAAAAAAAAUCCUCUUAAUUUAUAUUUUAAUGUCUGUUGCAAUGGGGAUUUAGUGACUCAUAGAAAUUUGCAGGGAUAAAUUGCUCUAAUUAUUCAUUGCUGUGCCUUUUUUGUUUUCUUUCACCAAAUAUAAAGAGGGUUAAUAAUCAGACUGGCAUUUUAAAAUGAGAGUAGCAGUAGCUGAUUGAACUACAGUAGGUUGUUUUAUUUUUCUAAUUUAUAUCUAAAAUGUAUUUAUAAAUUAAGUUGUAUACAGUUGAUGUAAAUAUUUUUCUCUUCCCUGUCAGCUGAUUUAUUUUUUUUCCUUUAGGGCAGGCCCUCGUCAGUGUCCCCUGCUGCCUUCUGUCAAUAUGUUGUGUGCUUUUCUGUCUCUCAUACACCCAAAACACCUACGACACUAAUCCACAGGACUCUGAAUACAGUUCAUUUUUUUUGUAUAGCGUAAGACUUCAUGCUCGUCUCUCAACCAAAGCACUAAAUAGUUGGAUUACCCAAGUUAAUGAUCACAUGACCAUGACAUUUUGUGCCGUUCUCACACUAUGAACCAGAAAUGCCUCUGCUUUUAGGUACCUAACCACUUCAUCCUAUAGUACACUACAUUGUGUCUAAGGAUCUGGGAGAGGCUUGAAAGCUUAACACCCCAGUUCCUUAAGUGAUUUUUCUUUCGUCUUUGAGAAACACUACAGCUGACUGUCAUUUGUUGAGUGUUUCGUGCCUCUGUGCUGAUUUUGAAGAACAACUAUUGAUGAACUCACGGUGGAGAGAACAGUUCUCCGUCACAGAUCUUGCUGAUUUUGUAACCCGCUGUACUUUCCUUUGUGUUUAGGAAAAUAUCUCUGAAUGUAGUUAUGGACUUAAUGGUGACCACUGGCAUCCUGCCUGGUUUUGUGUUUUCAUUGUAAGUGAGAGAAUUUUAUUUUUGUGUACAUUGUUGCUCUGGGAGGUUGGGUACAGGGAAGAGGGUGAUAAAUAAAGAAUGUAAAGAACAAAA